GGGCACAUAGAGUGUGAUGGAACUGAGAACUCCCUGGCCGAGUGUGAUAUAGGACCAGUGUCAUUUGAGGCCGAGUGCCGCUUUGUGGCUGUUGUAACUCAAUGCUCCAAUGCUCCUCCAGUGUAUGUGACAGGGUUGGUUCAUGACCAAUACUUUCCCUAUCACUUGACUGCGGAGGAAAACCAACAGAGUGUUAGGGUGUGUCUGGAGGUGGUAGGAGCUGAGACUCUGAGUCAAACGGUCCACAUUGCCUUGAUCACAACGCCCACCACUCAUGGAACAUUUACAUCAGCUACAGCUUUUAGUGACUACCUUCCACUGAAUAAGACACUGACAUUUGAGCCCUCGAUCAAUAUGACGUUGGAAGGUUGUGUAGAGAUAGAUAUUUUGGAUGACUCUCUCAAUGAGUCAUGGGAAGUGUUCUCCGUUCAAAUCUCUACAAACACUUCAGCUGUGGUGCUCCUCAACACACUCAUUGAUGUGUACAUCAGACCAAAUGACAUCAUAAGCUCAAGCCAAGAGCCAGCAGAAUGUGCAAGUGUUACUAACACCAUUACUACCAAGAUUGCGGUUACAACCGAG
This is a messenger RNA of Geodia barretti, 582 nucleotides long. Lineage: Eukaryota; Metazoa; Porifera; Demospongiae; Tetractinellida; Geodiidae. The record is from the annotation of a GenBank genome assembly.